CUUAAGGAAAAACGGAUCUCCUCCUCAGGUUUCCUCCCCACUUUGUGGGAUUGGUUGGCUUAGCGGGUCGGUAGAGACGGGAAGCGACCAGAGCAGAACAUUUGCUGCAGAUGGUUCAGAUACUCAGGUGAGCAGCAGAGUUAAACCUGUAGGCCUGGGAGGAGCCGCCCUCCAGUCUGACAGGUUGGACCAGGAGUGGGUGGAGUUUCUGCAGAAGCCUCACCUUUUACUGUCAGUUGUUCUGGCAUUUCAGCUGCUGCAAUGGCGGAGGCCAGGCCUUCUUUGUCUAUUGAGGAGCUUUCAGAUGACAGGCCUCCUUCCCAUAGUGAGGAGAGUCCAGACCAAGACGAAAAGUCUUCCUCCCCUAUUGGAUGUAGUUUUAUUAAGAGUUGCAUGGGAAAGCCCAAGAGCAUUUGGUCAUUUUUCCUGGAUUUUCUGGGUCUCCUACUGUUUGUUCUCGACGUCGUUUUGGACUUCAAGACUCUGGUGAUGUUCGGCUUGAAUAGGGAGUACGGGCACCUGGCUGUUCUGCUGGUUCUGCUCGUAGGCUCGGCCGUGCUCACACACACUUUCAGCUGGCUCUGGUACAAGGAUGAUGAGUUUGGCAUGAUGACCAACCUGGAGAGGAUCCUGUAUCCCAACCUUGGAUUUCUGCACAUCUUCCAUUUAGGAAUCUACACCAGGCAUGCAGCCGUUGCAACGGCUUCAAUGGAAAACGUCCGCUUUCAGUCCGAGAAACUGAAGAAAAUAAUAAAGUACCGUAAACAGGAUCAGAAAAUUCUGGGGAUCUUUGAGGCGUACUCGGAGAGCGCUCCUCAGGUCGUCCUCAUGCUCAGCAUCGCCCUGAGUGACGAUGGCUGGACACCGACUGUCCUCACAGUGCGUAAGAUCCUGGUCUCAUUUGUGAGCAUCAUCUUCUCUGAGGCCAAGUACUACAAGUCAGUCAUGUCCUGCCUCAGUGAGACCGACCGGUGCUGGUGCUGCUCUUGUACGACAGUGAUGCGGUUUGCACUCUUCUUCCUCUGGAAGCUGCUCCUGGUGUUGAGUCGCCUUGUUGCCCUCGCCCUCUUCGCCUCCGUGCAGCCCUGCUACAUCUUCACCCACUUCGUCUGCUCCUGGCUGCUGCUGUUCUUUGUUGCCUCUUACAUCGAGACUAAACAAGAAGACUCGGUCUUCAGGCAGUCUACCGUUGAGAAGUGGCUGUUCCGAGGCACUGUGGCCCUCAUCUGGUACUUCAGCUGGUUCAGCGGCGUGGUGAAGAGGAGGACCAGCAAACUGAUGCUGUUCUACCACCUCUACAUGCUGGUGGACAUCUUGGUCCUCUGUGGGUUGUGGUACUCGGGAAUUGGCUCGAAUCCGCUUCACUUAGAGAUCUCAUCUUUGAACGUUGCAAUCUUUGCUGGAAGUGUGCCCGUUUUUUAUUUAAUUGGAUUGUUUUGGAAGGGGAUUUAUUUUUAUGGCCUCCAUCCAGAUGUGGAGGAAAAGAAGCUGGAAGAAGACAAGAAGGAGGAGGAGAAGGAGAAGAUGCAUCUCUUCACACAUGUCCAGCCAGAUAAGUGGACGUGUGUGAAGAAACAAGAACAACUCAUCUCUAUGAAAAUCAUCUUCUAUCUCUUCUAUUUGUUGCCUGGCUUUAGUAAAUGUUUUAAAAACCCUGAACCUGAUCCCAGCGAACCGCCUCGCAGCAACAGGAGGAUGGAGGAACUGGCCAAGAGUUUCUACAUAAAACAAGCUGACGGCUUUGAGGAUUCUCAGCAGGUUUUCUACUGCAGGUGACUGACGAAAGGAAAGUUCAUCUCUGACUCAAGAUGCAACUAUAGUGAUGACCUCUGACCCUCCAGAGCCACAUGAAGCCGGUUCCACAGUGGACCUUCUAGCAGCUGCAGAACAUUUCAGGCCCAGAGGAUGAAAGUCUGAGACCAGAGAAACUUUGAUUCCUGCAGCAGGUCAGAAAGACGAACCAGAAGCUGCAGCUGGAGAAACACCGAGUUCCUUUAAAUCCAGACUAAAUCCAGCUGGUUGGAGCUGCUUUUGAAACGGAAUAAAUGAAACAUUUAACAAUGCCUCUU
Molecule: messenger RNA, 2069 nt
Organism: Poecilia reticulata (guppy)
Lineage: Eukaryota; Metazoa; Chordata; Actinopteri; Cyprinodontiformes; Poeciliidae
Product: XK-related protein 8-like
Biological process (GO): apoptotic process involved in development; engulfment of apoptotic cell; phosphatidylserine exposure on apoptotic cell surface
Cellular component (GO): plasma membrane
Source: RefSeq, a predicted model, not a curated record